Molecule: messenger RNA, 1227 nt
Organism: Microplitis demolitor
Lineage: Eukaryota; Metazoa; Arthropoda; Insecta; Hymenoptera; Braconidae
Exons: 1
Coding region: 1-1227 (408 amino acids)
Source: RefSeq, a predicted model, not a curated record
AUGGCGGAAAUCUUAAACAUCCAAAAACCAAUAAUCUUCGACGAAUCGAUUUCUCACUAUGAGGUUCAUUCACAUCAACCUUAUGCUUCAACAACAUUUAAUAAUAGUGAUGAAAUAAGAAUCAGUAUUCAACAUCAAGAUUUAUGCAUUCUACCGAGUAAGAGUUCUUUACACAUUUGUGGGAGAUUUACUAAAGAAGAUGGCACUGCUGUUAGUGAAACUAUGGAGUUGGUUAACAUGGCCAUUUGUCACAUGUUUGAAGAAAUACGCUACGAAUUGAAUGCUAUCGAAAUUGAUAGAUGCAAGAAUGAUGAAAUUACAAGUCUAAUGAAGAAUUAUAUAUUUUUAACUCCCGGACAGGCUAAUUUAAUGGAAAACGCCGGGUGGUUAGAAACUGGUGAUAAAUUGACUAAUGGUGACGGAUAUUUUGAUAUUUCUAUACCGCUGAGUUUAUUACUUGGAUUCGCUGAAGAUUACAAUCGGAUUAUUAUGAAUGCUGAGCAUGAAUUAAUUCUUAUAAGAUCAAACACUGAUAUUAACUCAUAUCUACAUACACCUGCUGCUCGAGAGGCUGCUGAAAAAGUUAAAAUACUUCUUAAUAAAGUGGAAUGGAAUGUACCAUACAUUACAAUGUCCCAUAAACAGAAGAUUCAAGCACUCAGUUUUAUCGCAAAUGAUCCAGCUAUUCCAUUAAGCUACCGUACAUGGCAAUUAUAUGAAUAUCCACUACUUCCGAAAACAACAAAACAUGUUUCGCCUAUCAAAACUUCGACGCAAUUGGAGAAACCACGAUACUUGGUUCUAGGAUUUCAAACUGCAAGAAAAAAUGUUGUGACGAAAAAUUCCAGUCACUUUGAUCAUUGUAAUAUCCGAGAUGUAAAAGUUUUCCUCAAUUCUCAAAGUUAUCCAUAUGGAAAUUUGAAUCUAAACAUUAAUCGCAAUCAGUAUGCUUUAUUGUAUGAUAUGUAUACUAAUUUUCAAACGUCAUACUAUAAUAAAGAGCCGGAACUAUUGUUAACUAAAGCAGGAUUUUUGGAAGAAGCACCUCUCUACAUUAUCGAUUGUUCAAAACAAAAUGAAUCAAUCAAAUCUGGACCAGUUGACAUUCGUGUUGAAUUUGAAUCAAAUGAUCAGUUUCCCGAUCAGACAUCAGCAUACUGCUUAAUUCUACAUGAUCGUAUUAUUGAAUAUAAUCCAUUAAGUAAUACUGUAAGAAAAUUAACUUAA